Molecule: messenger RNA, 1188 nt
Organism: Coniosporium apollinis CBS 100218
Lineage: Eukaryota; Fungi; Ascomycota; Dothideomycetes
Exons: 2
Coding region: 1-1188 (395 amino acids)
Cellular component (GO): nucleus
Molecular function (GO): protein binding
Source: RefSeq, a predicted model, not a curated record
AUGUCAGACGACGAGUGGUCGGCGUUACAGCGAUUGGAGUCACAUCUGGAGGCUAAGCGUGCUCGAGGAGGUUCUCAGUGGCAAGAGAUAGAAGUCCUUGCUCUCGGCGCCUGGAGAUAUUCAGAUACCAAAGAGACAAUCGAAUUACCAACCGCCCAGCAAAUCUCUUGUGCGAUUCUCACGAACGCGCUGACUAUUGUCACGCCGACAUUCGACCCGCUCGGUGUCUGUCUUAAUCCUUUCGCUGCCUUGGCUAAUCACUCUUGUGAUCCAAACGCUGUGGUGGUCAUGGACGGCCCAGAGCUAUCCUUUAGGUCUCUAAAGCCGAUCGCUAAGGAUGAAGAGGUUUUGAUCUCAUACAUAGAUGUCACCAACCCGCUUGCCCGCAGACAAGAAGAACUCAAAGAGCGGUACCAUUUCACAUGCGCCUGCUCAAAAUGCCAGAAGGAUCCAACAGGUCCAGAAGACAAGUUUCUCAAACCACCGAAGAAGCUGAUGAAGAAGUGGGCCACCUUAGUAGACGACCUGAAGAAGGCUGGAAGCGUGCCCAAAGACGACCCAGCAAACUACGUGGGCGAUGAUAUUGCCUCAGAGAGAAUGGCUGUGUUACAAGGUAUGGCUUUCUCUGCGCUGCAAACCGCCCGAGGAGCAUCAGGUCCUCGCGAGACGAUCGCGGGCAUAGAGAACGGCAUGCGGUUAUGCUACCAAUGCGGAAUGUUCCCAGUAUAUCGUCAGCCGUACGCUCAGAUGAGACACAACCUCUUCAUCAACAUGCUCACUGUUGGCAAUUUCCCCAUCGCUUGGGCUCAAGGCGUCAAGACAUACUUCCUCAUAGACCCUGUACUCUUCCCGCAAACUUACCAUCCUGUCCGCGUGGUGCACACUUGGACAUUGGCGAUGCUUACUUUGUACAUUGCGAGCGAGUACAAUGGUCUUCAGUUCCAACAGUCAGUCGGCUCAGAAUUGGACCUUGGUAUCAUCAUAUACGGAUUGCUUGCGGAGGUAUAUGGAAAUGUCCAGCGAAGUCAUGGUCACUCAAGCAGCUUUGCGAAACUGGUUCAAAGGAAGUUUGAGGAGGUCAAAGUGGAUAUGACAAGAGGCUUUCCGGAUGCUUUAAGAGGGAUGGAAGGCCGUGUUGAGAAACAUUGGAAACUUUUCAGGCACGCAGCCGACUGGAUGCAGUACUAG